Messenger RNA from Drosophila obscura, 1587 nucleotides. Its product is annotated as soluble calcium-activated nucleotidase 1. Gene Ontology annotation, molecular function: UDP phosphatase activity; calcium ion binding; GDP phosphatase activity. The record is from RefSeq and is a predicted model, not a curated record. Lineage: Eukaryota; Metazoa; Arthropoda; Insecta; Diptera; Drosophilidae. Gene Ontology annotation, biological process: proteoglycan biosynthetic process. The coding region runs from base 101 to 1357 and encodes 418 amino acids. The transcript is spliced from 2 exons.
UAAAUUUUGUUUAUCUUGUUUUGUUUGUGCCACAUAAUCUUGUUUGUUUGUGUCACAACUCAACUCCACUCCCCACUCCGCCGAGUCGAGCUCCACAUAAAUGCAACAAAGCCCAGCCUUCGCGUUUAGGGAACUGGAGACCAGACCGACCUCGCCGCGCGCCAUGUACAUGCGUGACUGGCGCUCUGCUCUGCGUACGCCCACGUAUCGUAUCGGGAAUCGAACAGUUCGCUUUAAUUACCAUUUUGCCCUGCUGGUUGUCUGUGUUGUGGCUCUGGUGCUGCUGUUCUACUUCGCCCGCCAGGGCUCCCGCUCUUCCUCGGACGGCUACUGGCUCCGGAAGAGCAUCGUCGAUGCCAAGAGCCUGGUCACGGAGGCGUACAACUCCACUUACCCACUGACUCCCCCAUUGGGGCUGCGUGGCGGCGUUAUCAACUACCGGAUCGCCAUGAUAGCAGAUCUAGAUACCAGUUCGAAGAUAGCGAAGGCCGACGGCAGCAGUACGUGGCGGAGCUACCUCAAGAAGGGCUACCUCACGUUCACCGUGUCGAAGCCCGAGAUCCAAAUAAGCUGGGAUGACGGAGCGCCCACCGUGCUGGAGUCGGCCUUUGCGCUGAAGGGACGUGGCAUGGAGCUGUCCGAGCUGGUGACCUUCAACGGGCGUCUGCUCAGCUUCGACGAUCGUACUGGUCUCAUAUACGAAAUAGUCAACGACAAGCCCAUCCCCUGGGUGAUAUUGCUCGAUGGAGACGGGCACAGCGCCAAGGGAUUCAAGUCGGAGUGGGCCACGGUCAAGCAGCAGACGCUGUACGUGGGCUCCAUGGGCAAGGAGUGGACGACGAGCAUGGGCGACUUCGAGAACAACAAUCCCAUGUACGUGAAGGCCAUCUCGACCAGCGGGGCGGUGCGCUCGCUCAACUGGGUGGACAACUACAAGCAGCUGCGGCAGCAGUCGCUGCAAAUCUCCUGGCCCGGCUACAUGAUACACGAGAGUGGGGCGUGGUCGGACCUCAAGCAGCGCUGGUUCUUCUUGCCGCGUCGCUGCUCCAAGGAGAAAUACAACGAAACAAAGGACGAGCACAUGGGCUGCAAUGUCCUGUUGUCGGCCGACGAGAAUUUCAACAGCAUCGAGACGAUUCGGCUCGACACGGAGAACAUCGCGCCCACGCACGGCUUCUCCAGCUUCAAGUUCCUGCCCGGCACCGAUGACAGCAUCAUCAUUGCGAUCAAGUCCGAGGAGCUGAACGGCAAGACCUCCACAUUCAUCACAGCCUUUGACGUGGCGUCGGGAAAGACCCUGCUGCCGGAAGCGCACAUCGAAACGGAUUACAAGUACGAGGGAUUCGAGUUCAUUUAGCUUCUGCUUGCAGCCCCCAGUAGAAGGUGCUCCCAGUUGUAAUUGUAUAUAUUGUAUACCACGUAUUAGUGUCUCGUCUCAUACGGUAAGCUUUAUAUUUAUAGUCGAAGUUGUAGAUUAAUUCAGAGAUGCUCAUCACUCGCCUCUUGUACCAUAGCGCAAAUCAAAUUGUAGUUUAUUUUUACCAAAAUACAAAACGUACAAAGCCCGCGGCAAACCAAAACAAUCCC